AUGGACAGCUACGGAAACCAAAACAACAACGGGGGCGACAGCGCCAUCAACUUCGGUUCCAACGGUGGUGGUCGCGGUGGCCGUGAUCAGGGCAUGGGCGGACAAGGUGACCAAGGCUUUGGCGGUGCACAAGGUGACCAAGGCUUGGGCGGCGCGCAGGGCGGCCAGGGCUACGGUGACGCGCAGGGUGGUCAGGGCCUUGGUGGCGGGCAGGGUGGCCAGGGCUAUGGCGGCGGGCAGGGUGGCCAGGGCUACGGCGGUGCACAGGGUGGCCAAGGCUACGGCGGUGCACAGGGCGGCCAAGGCUUUGACCAGAACCAAGGUGCUCAAGGCCAGGGGGGUCAAGGAGACGGCUUCCAGGACCAGGGGAACCAAGGCGGUGGGGCGUACGGCGGAGGAGCGCAGAGUGGCAAUGGCGCCGGACAAGAUAACUUCUCGGGCAGCCAGGGCGGUAACACAGACCCGGGUAACCAGUACGGCGGCAGUGGUCCUGGCGGGAAUGGUGGCAAGCCAUCAAUGACCCAGCGUGUUGAGGGCACUGUGGAGAAGAUAGCUGGCAAGGUCACCCGGAACCCAGGCAUGGUCGUGCGUGGCGAAGAGAAGAAGGAGGGAUACUAA
Molecule: messenger RNA, 618 nt
Organism: Fomitopsis serialis
Lineage: Eukaryota; Fungi; Basidiomycota; Agaricomycetes; Polyporales; Fomitopsidaceae
Exons: 4
Coding region: 1-618 (205 amino acids)
Source: RefSeq, a predicted model, not a curated record